Messenger RNA from Closterium sp. NIES-67, 2029 nucleotides. Lineage: Eukaryota; Viridiplantae; Streptophyta; Zygnematophyceae; Desmidiales; Closteriaceae. The record is from the annotation of a GenBank genome assembly.
CAUUUUUCCUCUCCUCUUUCUAGCUCAGGCUGGAAUUUGCAGUUCAGUAGGUCUCGCCUAACUCUCAGUGCCUUCGGGCCCUUGCCACCAUGUCUCUCCGUCCGAGUGCUCGCACGGAGGCGAGAAAGUCUGCUUACAAGCAAGCUGUUAACGCCGAUGAGGCUCGCAGGCGUCGCGAGGACAAUAUGGUUGAGAUCCGUAAGAGCAAGAGAGAGGAGAGCCUCCUCAAGAAGCGCAAGGAAGGAAUGCAGGCUCAAGUAGAGCUGCCUAAAAUCCCCGUGGCAACUGUCGAGAAGAAGUUGGAGAGCCUUCCGGCUAUGGUACAAGGCGUGUGGUCAGAAGAUCCGCCGGCUCAGCUUGAGGCAACGACGCAGUUUAGGAAGCUUCUUUCGAUCGAACGUAGUCCUCCAAUCGAAGAGGUCAUAAAGGCUGGCGUUGUGCCCAGAUUCACGCAAUUCCUGCAGAAGUACGACUUUCCGCAGCUUCAGUUCGAAGCAGCGUGGGCUUUGACCAAUAUCGCGUCGGGUACCUCGGACCACACCCGAGUGGUCAUUGAGCAUGGAGCAGUCCCUAUCUUCGUUCAGCUUCUUAGCUCUCCCAGUGAUGACGUCCGCGAGCAGGCUGUAUGGGCUCUUGGUAACAUCGCUGGCGACUCCCCCAAGUGCCGGGAUCUGGUUUUAAGCCACAACGCUAUGGGUCCGCUGCUUGCUCAGCUGAACGAGAAUUCGAAGCUGUCUAUGCUCCGGAAUGCUACCUGGACGCUGUCGAACUUUUGCCGUGGAAAGCCCCAGCCUCCGUUCGAGCAGUCGAAACCCGCUUUGCCGGUCCUCGAGCGCCUUAUCCACUCUACGGACGAAGAGGUUUUGACAGAUGCGUGCUGGGCUCUGUCCUAUCUGUCUGACGGAACGAACGACAAGAUCCAGGCUGUCAUUGAGGCGAAUGUUUGUCGGCGCCUGGUUGAGUUGCUGCUGCAUCCGUCACCUUCGGUUCUGAUCCCUGCUCUUCGGACUGUUGGCAACAUUGUCACAGGAGAUGAUGCUCAGACGCAGGUCAUCAUCGAGAACCAAGUUCUGCCGUGCCUGCUUGCCUUGCUCACAACGAACCACAAGAAAAGCAUUAAGAAAGAAGCGUGCUGGACAAUAUCCAAUAUCACUGCUGGCAAUAAGGAACAAAUUCAGGCUGUUAUUGAUGCAAAUAUUAUUCCUCCGUUGAAGCACCUGCUGGAGACUGCUGAAUUUGACAUCAAGAAGGAGGCAGCAUGGGCCAUUUCAAAUGCUACUUCUGGUGGCACUCAUGAUCAGAUCAGGUACCUUGUGUCCCAGGGAUGCAUUAAGCCUUUGUGUGAUCUGCUGCUCACGUCUGACGCGAGGAUCGUGACCGUGGCAUUGGAAGGCUUGGAGAACAUCCUGAAGGUCGGAGAGGCAGACAAGGAGCUGGGUCAGACUGGAGGGGUCAACCUUUAUGCGCAGUACAUUGACGAGGCUGAGGGCUUGGAGAAGAUUGAGAACCUGCAGACUCAUCAGAACAAUGACAUCUAUGAGAAGGCUGUGAAGAUACUGGAGACCUAUUUUGGUCUGGAUGAGGAUGAGGACCAACAACUCGCACCUCAAGUUGACGCCAACCAGCAAACUUAUGCCUUUGGAGAAAGCCAGCCGAUGGCUCCCAGUGGCGGAUUCAACUUCGGUUGAGUCUUUUUUAUUACGGAUUUUGGGGUUGGAAAAGAUGUGAACUGCAGUUGGCUUUGGUUGGGCUUCAUGGAUCAACAUCCCCUCCUUAGUUUAAAACAUUUUCUCUUAGGGUCCAUCUGUUUGGGGUGCAUGAUUCAUUGGGGUCUGGGGUCUUGCAUUCUGCAUUUGACCUUUCGGUCUGGGUUCUGUCAUGGUUCUUUCUGACUAUCACCGGAUGUUAGUCAUCUUGUGCCAUGUCGCUAUAUCUGAUGUGUUAGCAGACUAGCUUGGAUGGUGUUUAUUCUGGUAUGGUUAUGACUUAGUCAUGUGGGGAGAUAUUAUGUCAGCUAAGUGCGUUUUCU